AUUUAACUUAACUUUAAAAAUAAAAAUGACAAAUGUAACCGAAUCAAGGCCAUAUUGGUCUGAUGAAGCAAUCAGUUUUAUUAUCACAGCAAUUCGGAAAACUCCGUACAUGUGGGAUAAAACCCACAAGGAUUUUAGUAUUCGAAGCUUAAAGCACAGUUUUUGGAUGAAUUUGAAAUAUACGCUUGAGAAACGAUUCAAUUGUCGAGCAUAUACAAAUGAGCUGGCUAGAAAAUGGCUUAAUCUAUUGUCCUACUAUCGGGCUCAGCAAAAGGCAAUUUUAGAUGCAAAUGGCCGAGGAGCACAGCCCGAGGAAAUAAAACGAUUGGAGGGCUGGAAAUUCUUCCAGCUAAUGAAAUUCCUCCCCCUUGGUGGGCAUGACAAGAAUGGUGUGGAUGUAGAGAAUGUUUACGACAGCACCCACUCGGAGGAUUCGGACAACAUUAGCUCGUCUGCGCCAAUUGACGAAACCCAAGCAAGCAGUCAAUAUGCUGAUCCGGGAAGUCCCUUUCAGCAGUCCACUUCCAAAGUAGCAUCUAAGAAUAAAGCUGGAAAGCAAAUAGCGAUUGAGGAAUUCAACGUGCCCAUGGAGGAUAACGAUAUAGAAAUUGAGGAGACAACAUCAAUACCAUUAGAGCCCAUGACUGAUGGUUUUUCGAGCACGCCUAGUUUUCACUAUGGAAUGGCAAUUGGUCAGGAGGUUUUUGAGCUUGAAGAAAACUUGAAAAUCGAUGCAAAGAUGGAAAUUAUGCAAGUUAUUGUCAAAUACCAAAAGCAACAACUACACCGGACCGCAAUGAAUCUAGCUGGCAGUUAAGCAUUAUUAAUAUUAUUAUUAAUGGUUAUGUGUAUGAAUUUCGAACACUCGAAUGUAUGUAUGUUUGUAAGUUUGCACAAAUUCCAUAAAAGAUACACACAGGGUGACU
Drosophila grimshawi is the source of this 926-nucleotide messenger RNA. RefSeq lists its product as uncharacterized. Gene Ontology annotation, biological process: regulation of transcription by RNA polymerase II. The transcript is spliced from 2 exons. Gene Ontology annotation, cellular component: nucleus; transcription regulator complex. The record is from RefSeq and is a predicted model, not a curated record. The coding region runs from base 26 to 817 and encodes 263 amino acids. Lineage: Eukaryota; Metazoa; Arthropoda; Insecta; Diptera; Drosophilidae.